UACAACAAACACGUUAAUGGUCGGCAAACUAUUUUCUGUCCGCAUGUGAUGUUAUUGAAACAUACUUACCUCGAAUAUAUCGUUUGAUACAACAGUGCAUUGUUUGUGUCUUAUAUUAACAUGAUUUUUGGAAUACUUUGGUUCCUGUCGGUUCCAAGUCUGUGUUCUGGAUUCUAUGUUCCAGGAGUAGCACCAAAAGAGUUUAAGAAAAAUGAUCUUGUAGAGGUCAAGGCUGUGAAGAUGACCAGCAUCAGGACACAGCUACCAUAUGAAUAUUAUUCUCUUAGAUUCUGUGAGCCAAAAGAUGGGAAAAAAUACAAAGUGGAAAAUCUUGGUGAAGUGUUGAGGGGUGACAGAAUAGUGAAUACUCCAUACGAGAUAAGAAUGGCCACAAAUAUGGAAUGUAAAGUUCUCUGUGAUAAAAUUAAACUGACAGCAAAGGAAUCAAAGCUCAUGGCAGAAAGAAUUAGAAAGAACUAUUAUGUCCACUUAAUUGUGGAUAAUUUACCAUGUGCUACACAGUUCAAAUUGAUGGAUUCAAAUGAGGUCCAAUAUGAACAUGGUUACAAGCUUGGAUUUGUAAAAGACGGAAAGGUCUAUCUCAAUAACCACUUAAAGAUGCAGCUCAAAUACCACACUGAUGAUAAUACGGACUUCCGAGUAGUAGGAUUUGAAGUUGAUGCAAAAAGUGUCAAAUAUGGAGAACUGAAUACAGAUGCUGAAGGCAGAUGCGACUUCAAAAAUAGACAAAAAAGUACACUUGUUCAACUUCAAGAGCUGAAAGAAGAUGGUGAAAAUGAGAUUCUCUACACAUACGAUGUGCUUUGGGAAAACAGUGACAUUCGUUGGGCAUCACGAUGGGACAUCUACCUGACCAUGAGUGACGUGCAAAUUCACUGGUUCUCCAUCAUCAACUCUGUGGUGGUUGUCAUCUUUCUGUCUGGAAUUUUAACAAUGAUAAUGGUUAGGACUUUGAGAAAGGACAUUGCUCGAUACAACAGAGACGAUGAUAUAGAGGAGACAUUAGAAGAGACAGGAUGGAAACUGGUUCACGGGGAUGUCUUCAGACCCCCCAAACACACAAAGACUCUUGCCUCCCUACUGGGGGCCGGGAUGCAGACCUUCUUCAUGGCUGUUAUCACGAUAUUCUUUGCCAUGUUAGGAAUGUUGUCACCUGCCUCUCGUGGAGCUCUAAUGACAGCUGCCAUUUUUCUAUUUGUUUUCAUGGGAAUUUUUGCUGGCUUUGUGUCUGGGAGAAUAUACAAGACAAUGAAAGGACAACAGUGGAAAAAGGCAGCUUUCCAGACAGCAACUUUGUAUCCAGGUUUUAUGUUUGGAACAGUGUUUGUGCUUAACUUCUUUAUAUGGGGAAAGCAUUCAUCUGGUGCGCUGCCAUUUACUACCAUGUUGGCAUUGUUGUGUAUGUGGUUUGGUAUAUCUGUGCCGCUGGUGUUCCUGGGCUAUUACUUUGGUUACAGAAAACAGCCAUAUGAGCAUCCAGUAAGAACAAACCAAAUACCUAGACAGGUCCCUGAACAAAUGUGGUAUAUGAACCCAGCUCUAGGGAUCAUUAUGUCUGGUAUCUUGCCUUUUGGAGCUAUGUUUAUAGAAUUAUUCUUCAUUUUUACAGCAAUUUGGGAGAACCAGUUUUAUUACUUGUUUGGUUUCCUGUUUCUCGUGUUCAUCAUUCUGGUCAUCUCUGUGUCUCAGAUUUCCAUUGUGAUGGUGUACUUCCAACUCUGUGGUGAGGAUUACCACUGGUGGUGGAAGACGUUUAUUGUGUCUGGAGGAUCUGCAGUUUAUGUGUUUGCAUACUCAAUAUUUUACUUUGUAACAAAGCUGGAAAUCACAGAAUUCAUUCCUACACUUCUGUACUUUGGUUACACUUUGUUGAUGGUUUUCACCUUCUGGAUUCUAACAGGAACCAUUGGAUUCUAUGCCGCAUAUUUCUUCAUUCGAAAAAUAUAUGGGGCUAUAAAAAUAGAUUGAUCAACGUGUGUGCUUAUAUAAGCCACUGAAAUUAUAAUUUACAGUUCUGAUAUAUUGACAGUUAAGGAAUAUGUGGUUUGUUCUUAAUCAUACGGGAACAAGACAUGAUGGAGAUGGUCAAGAAUCUUACAUGUGAAGUCGAAUAAAGUGCAAAAUGGCUCCUGUUUACAUUAUAUGAAAGAAAUGCAAAACUAUGGGGUAUUUCAUGAUAAAAUCAAAUGUGAUUUCAUAUAUAAUGUCUACAAAUGCUAUGUGAUCUGUAGUUGUAUUCACCUCCACAUGAGUAAGUUAAAGGUUAAGAUUUGAUGUACAUUUAUUUAUGCCAGAUUCAUCAGUGCUGGUUUGAGGGAGUAUACUAUGAUAUAAGUGUGGGUUUCAUUUCAAGAGUUGAUAUUUUUAGCAUACACUUCAGUUUUAUUUUCAUUGACACGUGGUUUUUCAUUUUCUCUCGAUUUGAAUGUAUGUACAUUUUAUUGUUGGAAAUAGAACGGUUGCAAAGUGAUGGAAAUUUAUUUAAUUGCUUUUUUAUGCUCCCUUCAAAGAAGAGAGGGUUUGUUUUGUCUUGUUUCUUUUUUUUUAUAUUUAUUAUUGUUUAAAAAAAAAGUAACGUGAAAGAAAUUGACUUUCAUGACAGAGUAAGAAUUGAAGUGUGACACUGUAUUUGUCAUACAUCAUUUUGAUGAUGGAGUGAGUGGUAUGCAAGUCAAUAUGCUCUGUAUGCACAAUUUGAUAGAGAACUAUAAAUGGAGACCUUGGAGUAGAUUGUACAUGUAUAUGAACAUUUGCUUGAAGUGUUAAAUUUUACCUGUAUGAAGUAUAACCUUUCAAUAUCAGGUAUUAUAAUGACUUUUCAAUGUCAUUGAUAUAACUUAAAUAUUAGGACAUGUAUUGAAUUCUUCAGCUUUUAUGAUUUUCCAAAGUUUUUGAAUGAUUUGCUAUUCUAGUUUUCCAGAUGGAUUGUACUUUAUCUUGCUAUGUUAAUAUUCAGUUCAGAAUAGCCAUGAUCUGAUUAAAGAAUUUACAAAUGAUAUAAACAUUCCCUAUCCUAAGUAUUAAUCUUGCAUUAAUCCUGUAUAGUAUAAUUUAGGAUACAGCCAAUCACUUUAACCUUGUACAUUGCAUUAUAUAUGAAAUGAAAAGCAGUCUUAGCAUUGUGAUAAAAGAACAUCAUUGUUUUGAGAAUUUUUGUGUGUUUGUACGUGCAUGCUAGCAGAGAAGAGUCUGAGAAUGCUUCUUGUUGUGAAUAUUGAAUCAUUAGUUUUUAAGUUGCAAGUGAAAACAAACAAUCCAAUUUCUUAUGAUCACAUAAACUAAUACUAUUGACUUUCCAUUUUAGUAAAUGUUAGUACUUUCAUUCAUGAUACAGAAUAAAUGAGUGUAUAUAAA
Molecule: messenger RNA, 3375 nt
Organism: Ostrea edulis (European flat oyster)
Lineage: Eukaryota; Metazoa; Mollusca; Bivalvia; Ostreida; Ostreidae
Product: transmembrane 9 superfamily member 4-like
Exons: 21
Coding region: 121-1989 (622 amino acids)
Biological process (GO): protein localization to membrane
Cellular component (GO): membrane
Source: RefSeq, a predicted model, not a curated record